AUCUCUUGUCCAAGGUUAACAAUUGAACCACGUAAUUUGUAGUUGAAAUCGAAUCAGUUGGUACCUUAAUUACAAGAUAGUGGUUACUCUUCUAUUCUCAAACAAAGCCCAAUUGUAUAAGAUGAACAUGAGUUUUGUAUCUCGAGAUUGGGUGCUUUCAUGGGCAAUACUACUUUUGGUGUCAGGCACACAACACUCAUCACUUGCUCUUGGGAAGACUCAAAAUAAGAUUCAAACAGAUGUUUUUCUAUCUCCAAAGUUUGAACUAGGUCCAGGGUCAGUUACAAAUAAAUAUUACUAUGAUGUUGAGUUCCCAAAGGGUCAUAUUGCACUCAAGAGUUUCAAUGCUGAAAUAGUUGAUGAAACUGGGAAUUCUGUGCCUCUCCAAGAAACUUAUCUCCACCAUUGGGUUGUUGUGAGGUACUAUCAACCAAAAAAUGUGUCACACAAUAGUCAAUCAGGUAUUGUUGUGGUGAGAAAUAGUGGCUUAUGCCAAGGUAAUGUUCUUGGACAAUAUUAUGGCAUUGGAUCUGAAACAAGAGGAACAGCUACAGAUAUUCCUGAUCCUUUUGGAGUAGAAGUUGGUAACCCUACAAAAAUUCCAUACGGGUAUGCGGAGAAAUGGGCAAUUAAUGUACAUGCCAUUGAUACAAGGGGUGUGGAAGAUAGGAUGGGGUGCAUUGAAUGUAGAUGUGACCUUUAUAAUGUUACAAAAGAUGAAAAUGGUAACCCUUUGAGUCCUAAUUAUAAAGGAGGCUUGCAAUGUUGUCCUGAUAACUCCCAGUGUAGGAUGAGAAAAGGGUUUCAAGGUCCAAAACGAAGCUUAUAUCUUAAAUAUACAGUAAAGUGGGUCAACUGGGACAAUUUUAUGAUACCUCUUAAGAUUUAUAUACUUGAUGUGACUGAUACUUUGACUGUAUCAAAUAAGUCAAAAGGAAUGAGUCCACAACAUAACUGCCAGGUUGAGUAUGAUAUUGAAGCUUGCAACAAAGACCAUAAGAAUAGUAGUGGUUGCGUUGAUGUGAGAAGAACAAGACUCCCACUGCAAAAUGGGGGUUAUUUCAUUUAUGGAGUUGGCCAUCAGCAUGUUGGUGCCAUUGCAUCAACUCUAUACGGACAGGAUGGGAGGGUACUAUGCUCUUCAAUACCAAAAUAUGGAAAUGGAACUAAAGCUGGAGAUGAGAAAGGGUACGUUGUAGGAAUGACCACAUGUUAUCCUCUACCAGGUUCUAUCAAGAUAACAGAUGGUGAAACUUUAACUCUAGAGAUUAUCUACAGCAACAGCCAAAUGCACAGUGGAUUAAUGGGGCUUUUCUAUUUUUUGGUGGCAGAACAAGUGCCACACAAAUACCUCUAAGUGCAUCUAUGAGGCUAUUCUAUGGUAUCUAUCCAAGUAAAAAUGUUAUGAUAAA
Abrus precatorius (Indian licorice) is the source of this 1412-nucleotide messenger RNA. RefSeq lists its product as uncharacterized. NCBI's taxonomy places the organism in Eukaryota, Viridiplantae, Streptophyta, Magnoliopsida, Fabales, Fabaceae. The transcript is spliced from 4 exons. The record is from RefSeq and is a predicted model, not a curated record. Bases 122 to 1357 code for a protein of 411 amino acids.